CGACAGAGUGUCAGCCACGCUCGGGCGCCCCAUCGUGCGUGGCUGUUGUGAGGGUAUGCGCCGGCAUGCAGCGUUUCGUGCGCAUGACGUGUGUAUCUCUUGGGUUCUGUGCUGCGUGUAGGGCUUGAUUGCGUCGACAAGACAAGCAGCCGGCGGCUUGUCUGCCCUCUCAGAGGAGGCUGAUCAAGCAGCUGGACAGAUCGAUGGCGUCUGUUGGGAGGUGCGUGUGCGCGCGUCACAGACAAAUGCAAUUGAUACAAACGCACAUCAUAUCUGUAUCGUCUGCAGGCUGCCCAGUGUGCUGCUCAUUCUGUCCGUCGGCCUGUCACCGCUGCCGUCCUCGGCCGCCUUCGUCCGGCCCGUCCGACUGACACACACAGCGCCCAUCCCACUGACACACCCAGGGCCAUCCCACCGUGCACCGCAGCCCACCCCGACGUCACCUGGAGGAAUGCCGGUGACCGUGCUGAGUGCGGGAGGAGGAUUCAACUUGAACAAGCAUCUCAGCCAGCGGGAUAUCGGCUUUGCCAGCAUUGGGGCGUUCCUCCUCAUCCUCUGGUGGCAGAUCCUCGGUUCCUUGGCGGACCUCGCGCCGCCCAUAGUGGAGCAGUACAUGAGCGCCAUUGACAUGAGGUAGCGUACGACGAGGCCGCAUCAUACGUAGAUGAGAAGUAUGUGUGUCUCUGUGUCAUGAGGUCCGAAUGUGUGUGCGUGCGCAUGCAGCUGGAUGAGUGGUCCUGAGAUCGUGUCCAAGUUGGCGAGCGUCGAGGUCGAGAUUGACGCCGUUGACGCGCCUGAUCAGCUCGCCGUGAUCGCAGUGCUGGCGUCCAGUGUUAUGUACUCGUGGAACAAGAUCCCAGAGGCCGAAACCAUACCCAGAGACCGUAAGUAGCGAUGGCUGCAUGGGAUGGAUGGAUGGAUGGAUGCGCACGGCCAGACACACACGCACACGGACUCAUUUGUGUUUGUAUGUGAUAUCAAUCAAUCCAUCCAUCAGGUGACCUGCCGCCGGAUGAAGAGCUGCUCGAGAACAGCCGGAGAAGACCAGCCGCAGGAAAACAACAGAAACCGCUUAGGCUGCGGGAUCUGAGUGUGCGGGAUCUCGGAUGCAUAUGUCUGGGCACGGCCGCUGGCGGUUUUUUCGACUCCGGCAUCGACGCUCUCGUCUACAGCAUGGUCGGUGAUGCCGUCGUGGUGAGCGCGCGUGGGCUAGUGCUGCUGUUUUCCUUGUUCUGGGUGGUCUUCUGGUGGAAAUGGCUGACUGACUGAUGGAUGGAUCCGUGGGUCGGGUGCAGCAGAGCUUUUUAUACGUACAGGUCAGGGAGGGAUGUAGUCACUGAACAGGUCGGGAGUUUUUAUACACUACGCAUGGCGUAUUGCAUGGAAUACUUGACAGGCAAGAUGCCGCUUCUUGAGAUAGGGGGAGAGAUGACGCAAAGAGGGUCUGUACAGGCAUAUGUCUGCACAACCUGUAAACGCUAGGGUUUGUAAUGGCCGAUCGGUAGAAUGUGUAGAAGGGAGAAGCAGACAUCUAGCAAGCAGUCAAACUCAUGUCCCUCAAAAAACCGCAAAUGGCAAGGAAGCUGUGACUCAAAGUG
Molecule: messenger RNA, 1598 nt
Organism: Vitrella brassicaformis
Lineage: Eukaryota; Vitrellaceae
Source: the annotation of a GenBank genome assembly